This is a messenger RNA of Bombus pyrosoma, 983 nucleotides long. It is a transcript of the gene Pef, whose product is annotated as peflin. The record is from RefSeq and is a predicted model, not a curated record. NCBI's taxonomy places the organism in Eukaryota, Metazoa, Arthropoda, Insecta, Hymenoptera, Apidae. Gene Ontology annotation, molecular function: calcium ion binding. Gene Ontology annotation, biological process: COPII vesicle coat assembly. The transcript has 4 exons. The coding region runs from base 210 to 767 and encodes 185 amino acids.
GAAAUAACAUUUCGUACAAUUGAAAAAUUAGAUACACAUUAAAUUUCUAAUUGUAUGAAUGAUUAAUUAACUAUAUAUGCGAUAUAUAUACAUAUAUAUAUGUAAUUAUUCCAUAUAUGUAUUGUGUACUUCACUUGUGUUGCAUUAGUACAACAAUUGAAUACACGCUGUAAUUAAUACUAUUUGAUAGCUGACAGAAAACGUCAAUUAUGGCCUAUCCGAAUUCAAUGUUUGGAGCAACAAAUCCUGAAACACAAGUAAGUCCAGAAGUACAGCAGUGGUUUGCUGCUGUUGAUAGAGAUAGCAGUGGAAGAAUCACGGCUAUAGAAUUACAAUCUGCUUUAGCAAAUGGACAAGGGGGUACAUUUUCAGAUACUGCUUGCCGACUUAUGAUAGGAAUGUUUGAUAAAGAAAAGAAUGGUACAAUAGAUUUGUAUGAGUUUCAAGCUCUUUAUAAUUAUAUUAAUGCAUGGUUAGGUGUUUUUCGUAGUUUUGAUCAUGAUAAUUCUGGAAGUAUACAAGAAAAUGAAUUAAGUGCAGCAUUAACACGGAUGGGAUAUAGAUUAAGUCCAGAGUUUAUAUCAUUUCUUAUAAAGAAAAGUGAUCCUAAGGGCCAUUCUAGUAUCACAGUUGAUCAAUUUAUUGUAUUAUGUGUACAAAUUCAAAGAUUUACAGAUGCUUUCCGAGUAAGAGAUACUGAGCAAACAGGGGUAAUCAAUAUUGGAUUUGAAGAUUUUCUAGGUGUUGCACUUGAUUGUACUGUAUAACAGUUCUUCUUUUUAACAAUAGUUGAAUUACAUUUAAUACAAUUGAUUCCGAAAUUAAUAUUGUAAGUUAUGAUCUCCUUAAUAACAGACACAGCUACAAUUUUUCUAGCUUAGAAUUAUUAUACAAUAAUUGCAUACAAAUAUAAUAAAACAGGAUAUUUUAAUUAUACUUGGAUUCAAUAAAAUAGGAUGAAAAAUAAUUAAAAAUUUCGAAAA